AUGGUACUUGGGAUGGAGUUCCUCCUAGAACACAAAGUUAUCCCAAUGCCAAUGGCGAAAUUCUUGGUGAUCAUCGACCGCAAUCCCACAGUAAUACCUACAAGCAUCAAGCAGCCAGAGAGCCUACCACAAACAUUACCACUCCGUCGAGGCAUUGAUAACGAAAUUGAACUCCUUCCGGGGUUAAACCCCCCAGCAAAGAACGCAUACCGGAUGGCUCCCCCUGAGCUAGCUGAAUUGAGGAAACAACUAGAUGAGUUGUUGACGGCAGGAUUCAUCCGCCCGGCAAAAGCACCUUACAGANUACCUUACGGAGCCCCCGAUCAGUUCGUUAUAGUAUACCUCGACGACAUAGUUGUAUACAGCACAACUCUAGAGGAACACAAGGUGCACUUGAAGCUGGUAUUUGACAAGCUAUGGCAGAAAAAGUUGUACGUCAAGAAAGAAAAAUGUGCUUCGCACAAACAUGCAUCAACUUCCUCGGACAUGUCAUCAGUUAUGGACAGAUCGGGAUGGAUAGCGAUAAGAUAA
This is a messenger RNA of Cucurbita pepo subsp. pepo (vegetable marrow), 531 nucleotides long. NCBI's taxonomy places the organism in Eukaryota, Viridiplantae, Streptophyta, Magnoliopsida, Cucurbitales, Cucurbitaceae. The record is from RefSeq and is a predicted model, not a curated record.